AUGGACGGAUACCCUCUAGGAAGCCUCGAUCACAAUGUACCCCUGCUCGUUUUUUCGGGCUUGACGUCGACGUCCUCCGAGGUCGAGCUCGACGCGAGCCUGCGAGAAGAAGCGGUGCUGCUUCGCUCCGACCUGCCCCCUCUGGACAGCAAAGAGGCCGAGCUCCUGGCGCAGCAUUUUGAAGAUGUAGACAGCGAAGGGCAAUCGUGGAGGGGCGUCUCGCGAGACGAGCCCUACCGGCUCCGCAUCAAGACCGUUGGACGCACCUACCCUCUGCCGCCGAGGCGCGCAUCCCUCCCAGAAGGUGCGGAACCGACAAGACCGAAUCCGAUACUGCACUCGACAUUCUCGCCUCUCAGCCCGGCCUCGACGCUGUACCCGGACGGCUUGAUGAACGCGCAGUGGGUACAGAAGCACCAAGAAAUCGUGCCCAGUGUCUUUGCUUGUUGCUAUUGCCUGACCAACGACCCGGCUGCGGCGACGCUUCAAGACAAUCAACUAAAGACGGACAUCAAUAGCAUCAAAGUGGCCUUGCAAGAGACCGGCUACAAGACGCGGUUGGCUGUCAUUUUUGUGCAGCGUGAAGGAGACGGAAGCUCGCCCUCUAUCACGGACCAAAUAUCAGAGCGACUCGAAAACAUCCGAAAAGGCACGGCUAUGGAUCCUAAAUCGAUAUUCUACAUUCACCCGCAAGACUCGCCGGCGGAUCUGAAGCAGGUCGCAGACAGCAUCCUGGCUAGUCUGUAUGGAACCGCCAUUGAAUAUUAUAGAGACCUUGGCCGCCACGCACGGAAGAAGCGAUCCCGCGGCAUUGUUCCACAACCGACAGUUCCGCCAACGUCCGGCACGUCUCAGACUCUGUCAAUGCCGGACUGGAAUUUCCGAUACGACUUCAAAAGUGCUGUGUUCUCGGAAUUCAGGCAGGAGUUCGACCCGGCUAUGCGGUCGUUUGAGCAAUCAUAUGAGAUACUCUUAGGACAGGACGUAAUGGACACGAUACCGAGCUGGAGUCCUCGCUGGAAUGAGGCACGCCUGCUUGCCGAUAUCAUUUCAAUACGGUGCCUGCGGCUCCACCUCUGGAUGAGCCAGCCGAGUCUAGCGGUGCGUCGCUGGCAGAUGCACCGAGAUCGCAUCGGCGACCUGGUUGAUCGCAGAGGAAAAGGGACGAAUAACUACGGAUGGCAGGCAUGGGAGGCGCGCUGGGCGCUGGUCAUGGCCCAACUCAUCGCACGGGUUGAACUGCCCGGCCUUGCGCCGUCAACCAUGAACCUCUACCUGCAACCCGAAAAGGCUGUUCUUGGGGAGCGACUGCAUCCAUGGGAGCUCCUUCACCAUACGGGCUACUGGUACCGCAUAGCUGCCCGGCAUAUCGGUGCACGACGAACCCUUGCUCUCAUGAUACCCGACGAGGACCGCGCGCCCCCAAGCGAAUCAAAAAUACAAGACUCACAACAUUACGAUACAUACCUGUGCCCGCCACCAUAUAAAGAAUAUCCCAUAGAAGGGGACGGAGUGAACCAUGCGCAACUAAUCAUAGACUGCUUGAUUGCGGCUCGCACACAAUUUCAAGGGCGAAAACAGCUACGCAUCGCGGCUGAGUUGUCUCUCGAAUGUGCGCGCGAAAUGGCGAGACUAGAAGACUGGCAAGAUGUGCUGGCAAUGCUGCGGCCCCUCUGGGAAGACCUGUCGUUUCGCAGCGAAAACUGGGUCGAUAUUUCGGAAGAACUGUGUUGGUUGAUCCGCCGGGCUGCUGUGGCAGCUGGUCGAGGCGAGCUUGUGGUAGCUAUUGACUGGGAACUUCUGGAUAAAAAAUUCACAAAACGCCCCUACUGGCAUUACGACCUCGACAAAACCCUUGAUGGUAUGAAGCUGGAAGAAAAGCCCUCUGUCACUAUUUCAGACGAAUCUGCGACUGGCUUUCUUUCCACUUCGUUCGUGUUUCAGCACCGGGAAAGCAGAGCAGGCGACUUUUGCAAAGCUCAAUUGUCCUUAAUUUCUAAUGCUAUGCCCGGGUCGGCACCGGUUACUCUGUCAAACGUCCGAGUCGAAUUCGAAGGCAGCUUGAAGCCAAUCAUGUUGGAGCAUGCGCCAUCGGAAGAGAAGACGAUAGGCAGCCCAGUGUCAAUUCGGCGAGUGACACUGGAGGAAGAAUUUCCCGAGGAGGAGGAGGAGGAGCUUCCGACAAAGGUGCAUGGCAACUGCGACCUGACUUUGGAAGCAGGACAGCGCCUUGUUGUUGAGAUGGCAAUUCCACUGAGAGAGGCCGGUGACGCUGAGCCUUUAUCUGUUGUGGUGAACAUAGACUCGAAGACGUUCGAUCUGACCCUGACUCUACCAUUCAGAGACACGGAUGAGCCAGUUGGAUGGUUCACCUCGGGCUCGAAAAAGGCUCGCUACGUUCGGGCCGACUCUAGGACACUGAACGUUCAACCACGUCCCCCAAAGUUGGACAUCAAACUUGCUCGACAACUGGCACAAUAUUACGCGAACGAAACGAUCGCGCUGGAUAUAGUGCUACAAAACAACGAAGAUGAGGCGGCGACCGCGAAACUAGACAUCCACGUGUUUGGUAAAUUCAUACCGGUACUUCGCGUUCAUGCAGAUGGCAAAGAACGGGCAACUGAAGCGCAAGCCGACGAAGAGUCUGAGCUUAGCGGUAUUGCCCUGGGCAAAAUUGAAAGCUCGGCUUCGCGACAAGUUAGCCUCAAAAUCGACCCGAUUAAUGGUUCAACGUCAUAUGAUCUGCAAUUGAGAGCGACAUAUCACCUGGAAACCGACGCGGCCACGCCCAUCAUACAAGUGUUCUCGGUGCAGCUCAACUUGGUGAAUGCGUUUGAAGCAAAUUACGAUCUCGUCCCCAGACUGCACCCUGAUCCGUGGCCAAGCCUCUUUAAUACGGAAGGCUUGGACGAUAUCAAUGAGGAAGAUGGGAAGCAAUGGACGCCUAUCGGGCUCAUCCAACGCUGGUGUCUGUUGUCGCAUUACGCUUCAUUUGCGCAGGAGAGUGUGCGUGUCUUGGACACGGAAGCUGAGGUGACCGAGUGCAUUGGCGGGGCACGCUGUAGUGUACGCAAGAUGAGCGAGAUUACAGAAGCAGAUGGGAUUCUGGUGGAGCCAAAGACGAUGCACGAAGCACAGUUCGAGAUCGAGGCGCAGAAAGUGCAGCUGGAAGACCGAAGCCCGGUGUCGAUUGAUCUAGCGUUCAAGAUCAAGUGGCAGCGAGCAGACUCUGCGGCCGACAGCCCGGUCAACACGACGAUGAUGCCUGUCGGGCGAUACCUCGUGCUGGGGUCGGAACCGCGGGUGCUGGCGACGGCGCUGCACGGGGAGCCGGACGAGACGAGCACGGUGCAGCUGGACAUUACGAUCGAGAACCCGUCGAACCAUCUCCUCACGUUUGGGCUGACGAUGGACCCGAGCGACGAGUUUGCGUUCUCCGGGGCCAAGCAGACGACGCUGCACAUGCUGCCGAUGUCGCGGCGGACGGCGACGUACCGGCUGCUGCCAUUUAAGAGGGGCGGCUACGUGCGGCCGGGGCUGGUGGUGCGGGACAAGUACUUUCAGAAGGUGCUGCGGAUCAUACCCACGGAGGGCAUGAAGAUUGAUAAGGACGGUCUGCUGGUGUGGGUGCCGGGGCUGCUGGGGGAUGAGCACGGUGAGCAAGGCGAUGAAGAGACGGAGGAGGAGGCGGAGGAGGAGGCGGAGGAGAAGGGAGGGGAAUAG
Messenger RNA from Cordyceps fumosorosea ARSEF 2679, 3723 nucleotides. RefSeq lists its product as hypothetical. The coding region runs from base 1 to 3723 and encodes 1240 amino acids. Lineage: Eukaryota; Fungi; Ascomycota; Sordariomycetes; Hypocreales; Cordycipitaceae. The transcript is spliced from 3 exons. The record is from RefSeq and is a predicted model, not a curated record.